This is a messenger RNA of Brachypodium distachyon (stiff brome), 2961 nucleotides long. RefSeq lists its product as uncharacterized. The transcript has 11 exons. The record is from RefSeq and is a predicted model, not a curated record. Bases 820 to 2556 code for a protein of 578 amino acids. Lineage: Eukaryota; Viridiplantae; Streptophyta; Magnoliopsida; Poales; Poaceae.
CCUUACCGUCGUUCUUCAAAUUUCCAAUCUUCGAAGGCCGAAAAUCUCAGGAUAUGUGUCAAUGGCAGUAUUAAGAGACAUGGCUGGGCCCACGGUCAGAGAGAGACAGGUACCCGCAGCACGCUUCACUGCCCACUGUAUAAGCAGCCGGCGUGUAGUUAGUUACGCAAGGAAAAUCAAUCAAUCGGCCGCGGUAAUCUAGCACGGCCUCCGCGGCAGGCAUUUAGAAGAGGCUAAUCAAAGCCGGAAUUGAAGAGCCACAUCGUUCCUGCUACGAGCGACGCAACGCUCCCUCUCCCUGCUGCUCCUUCCUGCCGGCCUGUGACAGUGAGGCCAGCCAUUUGUGUUCUUCUUUCUCAUCCCGUGGCCGCACCGGCACCGCGGUGGAAGUAGAAGAUACUGUAGCAGUGCUGCGGCGUUAACUCACGGGCGGACGGGCUUGCUUCUUGUGGCCUGAGCCGAUUAUCCCGUGCGGAGGAAGGAGCCCUGCUCCGUGGCUCGAAGCGUCAGUUACAUUCAGUGCUAUUUUCACCUAGUUUGGCAUGCAACUGGUUUGGGUAGUUGGCAAGUGGCAUGUGAUGUGAGCGAAUAAUGUCACAAGCUGGGUUGUUGAGACGAAGGUUGGGUUGAGGGAUUAAACUGCAGCCUGGAAGGUUGGAAUUUCGUGUGCGUCGAAUCUUGACCUGAAAGGAAAGGAUUUGUACUGGAAGAGGUGCAAAGGGCUGGAUGCUUCAAGUAGAAUUGACUUGAUCAAUUUAUUACUAUGUGGAUUUGCCAACAGAACUUACCCCUAGGAUGAAUUAACCACAAAAUAAACAAAUGGCUACUGAGGUCAAUCAAACUUACUUUGCCUGGUCGCAAGGCGAAACAACUGAGCUAGGUGUUCCUCAAGGAGUUUCUGUAUCCCAGACGCUCGAUCAUGGUUCCAUAUCCUUUGGAAGAUUUGAAUUGGAGUCACUUUCAUGGGAGAAGUGGUCUGUAUUUACUAAUGACAGACGCCAUGAAGAAUUCGGUAAAUUCAAUGGCCUAGUUGCUCAGAAGAAGGCAUAUUUUGAAGAGUAUUACAAGAGGAUCAGGGAGCUAAAGGCUGCACAGCAGCAGAUUCAGCAAACUGAACUUACCUUGGAAUACAGUGGUGAUGGUAGUGAUUCUAGCCAAACAGGAGAAGAUAUGAUGGCUGCGGAGCUUGAAAUUCCCACAGGAUCUGGAACAAUUGUUUAUGAUUAUAUGGAACAAGCUAAACACGAGACCACAUCUGAACAGGGAAUGCAAUUCUAUCAUGACCAUGAAGAUGAGGAUUUCCAUACAGAAUUUUCAUCAUCCAAUAUUGUUUCAUCAGACGGAACUUUGCAGCAAACUGAUCAGGGUACUAGAGAAGAUGCGCAAGGUGAUAAUUCAGAUUCUGCCAAUGUUGGAAAUAUAAGUUCUGAUCAUGACAGUAUUGGAGCAGCUUAUGAAAAUGCAAGGGCUCCUAAGAGAACAACUGAGAAAAACCCCAGACUUAGAUAUGCUUCCAAGAUAAUACCAAAAUCAAUCAAAACCGUUUCAGGCAGUCCUCUGGACCACGCAUCUGUUACUAAGAGACCUAGUUUGGUGAAGCUCACUAUGAGUAUGGACCAUAAGACUAAGAUAGACAAUGUUAGUAGUCCAAAUGUGGCAUCUCCAAAGAUUGCUGGCACAGCACGGCCUCGCAAGCUUGCAGCAAAAGAAGCUCUCGGGGUUACAGGUGUCAGAAGACCUUCCUCAGCAGCUGGGCUCCGCUCUUCCACUGGACAGCUGCACCCCAUCAUCAGGGCAAUCGUUAAGCAGCCUGCUGACGUCAUCACCCCGCGACGCCCUUCCACUGCUGAAAGACGCCUUGUCACUGGAGUGCAUGCACACAAGCCAGCCAAUGUCACCACACCAUCCAGGCCUUCUACUUCUGAAAGACACCCUGUCAAAAGAGAAAAUGCAGCAAAACAUGCAGAUAUUGCCCCUACAUGUCGGCCUUCUACAGGUGAACGACGCUCUAUCACCAGGGAUAGUGUUCUCAAAAUGGACCCAAGAACGCCUAGCAAGACAAGAACAAUUGUGGCUCAUCCAAAGGCUUCAACAACCACGGUGAGUACUCUUAAAAAGGCAGCUCCUCCAAGUGCUACUAAAAGUACCAAUCUGGAACCAAAAAGCGAUAUCAGAGGAUCAAAAGGUCCUUCAACAUUCAACAGUCACUUAACAAGGCCAAAGAGAAUGGACUUGCAAGUGGCUGGGAAACAUAAAGCAAGCUCGGUUGAUCUUCGUCCAAGGACAAAGUUGAGCUCCAGUGUUGGAGAACCAGCAAUAGAAACCUUUGGAAGGCUGAAAAAGAAAGAGGGCAUUCAGGCCACGGUGCAACCUCGAGCAUCUGCCUCAAAGAAAACAGCUCCUUCACAGAAUGGAAACGCAAAGGGCAGGGUAACAAAUCCACCACCACCGCCACCUCCACCGCGUCGUCCAUCAAGAACAAUGAACAAACAGAAUGGCAGCAUCUCAUCAAUUGGUGGAAGAAAGGCAAAGGCCUCAACACCGCAAUGGCAUUGAUCAUUGAUGCAAUAUAUGGGGGUCGAUCAAUUCAAUCUAAGUGGCCUGCAGAAAUGAUGGGUCUGCCGUCUGCGAAACGUCCUACCGUCACGGCAUGCAUGGCUAUCCUAGUUCCUGGCAUGGUGUUUCUUUGAGGCAGAUGCUACCUUCCAUCUCCAGCAUCCUCUUCUUUUUGCAAAGCAGUCCUACGUGUAUCAUAUUCAAAUCCACUGGUGCAUAGCUUUAUCGUCAAGGAACUUAGAAAAGUGUGUAUAUAUAUAAACAUCAAAUAAGUGGUGUUUUAGAUAAUGUAAGAUAAGAUUAGCGUAAAGCUUAUUGUAGGAAAAAGAAGAGUUAUGGUCCAUGAACUUUGUAUGGUAGUAAAUCCGUGGUAAAGAAAUCGUCCAUUUCUCGUUAUUUUUGUUA